Molecule: messenger RNA, 3135 nt
Organism: Lodderomyces oxycetoniae
Lineage: Eukaryota; Fungi; Ascomycota; Pichiomycetes; Serinales; Debaryomycetaceae
Gene: MSB2
Product: Msb2p
Exons: 1
Coding region: 1-3135 (1044 amino acids)
Biological process (GO): signal transduction involved in filamentous growth; fungal-type cell wall organization; cellular bud site selection
Cellular component (GO): cell surface; site of polarized growth; extracellular region
Molecular function (GO): osmosensor activity
Source: RefSeq, a predicted model, not a curated record
AUGUUGUCAAAUAUAAAAUUGAGUCUCGCUUCAGCCGUGUAUGUGCUUUCAUUCGUUUCUUCAACCAAUGCUUUACAUGUGCCUCAGCAUUUGGAAAUUAGGGAUAACAACAGCAAGAAGGAGUCACCAUCCUUAACUGCGUCACCCGCAACCAAUACAUAUUCCCUGGAGAGCGAUAUAAAUACACUGUCUAACUCAAUAAAAGCGAGAUCAGUAUCAGAAGAACCAAAUCAAUUUUUGAAUUCAUUUCAAGAAAUUGUAAACAAUAUUCUCAGCCCAACUACUACAUUAGAGGCGGCUCAAAGCAGCACUGAAGUAGCGUCACCAUCAUCAUCAUCAUCACCAUCAAUACAACGGGCACAAGCAAUUGCUCAAGAUUACACAUCACCAAAUUCAAUAUCGCAAAGUUCCGUUAAUUCACCAAGAACUCUGCAAUCUAUACGAUACAAUUCACCAGUGAAUAGUGAAGUUUCGACAAGUAGUAGUUCACCAACAGUUGUUAGAAGUGAUACUAGCAGAGGGAAUAUCUUUUCUCGUCAAAGAACUGCUCUUGCAUCAACUACUUCCCAGCAGGUUCUGGUGAAUGAACUUCAAUCUGAAGAAACUUCAUUAAUUGAACCAUCAACAACAGCGGUUUCUUCCACUGGUUACUCUUCAUCAAAGUCCUCCUCCAUUGACUCAAAUUCAGCUGCAGCACCAAGUUACAUUUUAUCAUCUUUGAUGUCUGCUUUACAAACAGGUAUAAUAACAAGUUCAUCAAGAGGCGAUACCUAUACCAGUGCUCUGGUAAAUUCAGCUUCUGGAUCAUCAAGUGCAACAGCAGCUACUGCUACUGCUACAACUACUACUACUACUGCAUCUAGUUCGUCUGACUCGUCCGAAACAGUAGUUCCUUUAUACCCAAGUUCAUUUAAUUCCUUUUCCCUUCAAUUAGCUUCUGAAGUUUCAUUUUUCCCUUCAAUAGCAAGUCAGCUGUAUAUUUUUGAAUCCGAUACCGAACAAACUCAAAGUGGUUCAUCCUUUUAUACAUCUACCCCGACAUCUUACCAGUCAGACUUUGCUUCCUCAGGUGAACAAGUUCUGGAAUCAACAGCAAUAGCAAGUGGAGAAUCUUCGUGGUAUGCUUCUGACCUGGCAUCCAGUACCACCUCGUUUGAUUUCGAAGACUUUGCCACUACUAGUUUCUUUUGGGCAACUGAAAGUGGCAUGGAAUCCCAAUUUGUUUCAUCUGGUGCGUUUUCAAGUUCGGAAACAAUUAUCGAUGCUCCCACCACUUCUAUCGAAUCUACAGGCGUCAACACUACGGCUGACGCCUUUGAUUAUGAGACUACUUUGAUUUAUUCCGAUUUCUUUUCAUCGAUAUAUGCCGCUUCAAGUACUACUAUUGACUUGGACUCUGCAUUAGCCAGCACUGCAAGUCCUGUUGAACCAGAAGAAGAUACCGCAACUGCGUUUACAGGAUCAGCAACCAACUCGACAUCUUCAUUGUUAGAAGUCACCACUACUGAAUUAUCUGAUUCAACCGAUUUGGAAACAGUAUCCGCACUUUCUACAUCUCUUGCAUCUGCUGAUUCUUCAGAAACAAUUGACUCAUUUUCAGCUGUUUCUGGCGCAUCAUCAGAUGAAGCUACGUUGGAUACAUCUAUCACCACUACUACUGAGGCAUCUUCUUCUUCGGAGACCUCCGCUGACAUUUUCAUUGGUUCCGAUGCUGAUGAUGACACUGCGACUGCUACUUCAACAGAAUCUUCCGAUGAAUCGUUAGAGGUUGUUACCACUUCUCAAAGUAUAGAGUCGGAUGCGUUACAAAGCACUGAAGCCAGUGCUACAUCAUCAGAUGGUUCUGAGGGUAUUGAGUCGGAUGCAUUUGAAACAGGCACGUCCGUUGUUGCAUUUGAGAGUGGAAGUUCCACCAGUGAUGAUCAAUCUGUUGCCACAACUACUGGAGAAAGCAGUGCUGAUGAAUCGAGUCAAGUUGGAUACACCACUGCGUCAGACAACACGGUGUCAACUACUGCUUCAGAAGCUGAGUCAACAAGUUCACAAGAUGUUCCAUCUGAGGUAUCAAAAGCACCCGAAUACUUAUCUUCAUCCUCCUCACCCGCAUCUUCAUUGUCGACAUCUGAGCCAGUCGCGGCAGCAGCAGAAGCACCCGCAACUACUUCUACUUCGUCUACGAAGAAUUGGUUGCCUUCAUCUUUGGUCAUGGCUGAAACACCUUCAAGUGGUUUACUUACUGCCUCACAAACAAACAACGUGCAAGCGUCACCCACACCCGAUUCCACAUCUGGAUUACCAAGAGCUAUCACUCCCGAAGUCACAGGUAGUUUUGUUGACGGCUAUUCCGUGAUAACUGUUGGAUUUAAAGCGGCAUUGAACUAUCCGUUUGUUGUUAAUCAUACAAUUACAUCAGCUCAAAUAUUCCUGUUUUUGCCUGAUGUUUUGAAGUUUCCAUUCAAGGAUAGCAAGAAAUUUGAUAAUGUUGCAGUUAUUCGGUUGAUACCAUACCAAGCUUCAAACAUUGAUUACACAAUAACUGUUGCAGAGGUUUACUUCCCAACGGAUAGUAUCAGUGCAUUGAGUCACUAUAUUACAACUGAGGGUUCUUUAAUUUAUAGAAAUCCCGAUCCUACGAGGAACACAUUAGCGUCGUUGAUUGAUAGUAGAAUAUCCUUGACUGGUUUAGCUGAAAGCAGUGAACAAACAUCGAGUUCUUCUUCACAUAAUGGGGUAACUGUCAACCCUAAUGGAUCAAUGGAUGCCACCUACACAGACCAAGAAUCAGUCAACAAAGGAAGAGUAGCAGGUAUAACCAUUGGGGCAGCUGCCGGUUGUGGUAUAUAUAUGAGUUUGAUGGUUUUGCUAUUUAGACGAUUCAGAAAGAGUAACAAGAAUAUCACAUUACCCGUGAGUGACUCAGAACUGAAUUUCUGCUUAUCUGAUGAAGGUUCACUUGUGACUACUGAGAGCGGAUCCGGAUUUUCAGCAAUUUUUUCAAGAAUUAACCAUGGUGGAAUAAUGAGUGUUCAUGAUGACCAUACAGAUCGUGAAACGAUGGUGCAACUAGGCAGAAAUGGCGGAGAAAAUAUUUCAGAGCCUGUUCAAGCAUCUAAUUCAUUAGGUUGGUAUCAUUAA